Molecule: messenger RNA, 1239 nt
Organism: Ornithodoros turicata
Lineage: Eukaryota; Metazoa; Arthropoda; Arachnida; Ixodida; Argasidae
Product: sulfotransferase 1E1-like
Exons: 2
Coding region: 82-1029 (315 amino acids)
Biological process (GO): sulfation
Cellular component (GO): cytoplasm
Molecular function (GO): sulfotransferase activity
Source: RefSeq, a predicted model, not a curated record
ACUGUUCCAGCUGUGUCUGAUGACCUGGAAACCGUCAGUACACGUGAGCUGUAUAACCGCUACAUCAAAGCACCAGAACCAAUGUCACGUGAUGGUUACCACACGGUGGACGGAUUGUUCGUCCCAAAGCUGUUCCCUGCCGAAAGCAUUCGUGAAGCCCUCGCUUACGAAGCUCGUCCGGAAGACGUCUUCAUCGUGUCUUACCCAAAAUGCGGCACAACCUGGAUGCAGCACAUCGUGUACCACAUCUUCAGCAAGGGGACUCCAUCGGAAGACCCUGAAGAGUUCCAAUCGAAGACGCCCUUCUUCGAGAUGAAAGGACAAGAAGGCGUGGAGAACCUUCCACGGCCAGCUGCCAUAAAGACACACCUCCCCUUCAACAAGCAACCGUACUCCGCUGAAGCUAAAUACGUGUACAUCACCAGAAACCCUUACGACUGUUGCGUUUCCUUCUUCUAUCAUGUCCGCAUGAUCACGACUCUGCAUUACGAAAACGGUUCCUUUGACGAUUUCUUUGAGAACUUCCUCAAAGGCGAAGUACCAUUCGGAAACUACUUUGACCAUCUCCUGUCCUGGUACCCUCAUAGAGACGACCCUAACGUUUUGUUCUUGACGUACGAGGAACUCAAGUGGGACAUCAGGUCUUCGAUUCAGAAGAUCGCUGACUUCCUGGGAGAUGAGUACGGCGAGGUACUACGUCGAGAUCCUUCCGCGUUGGAAAGGAUAGUUGAUCUGACAUCGUUUGAAAACAUGCAGAAAGUGGUCAAUCCAAUUAUGCGAGAUUUUGCGGGAAGGUUCCGUGGCAUUCCCGUGGAAGCGAUGCCGCUCUGGAUGCAACGUAUGGUCCGGUCGUGUGGAGAAGAGAUACUGAAGCCGUCGCAAGGCGACUUCGUGCGCAAGGGGGAGGUCGGACGUUGGAGGGACGAUUUUACGCCACUGCAAGCCGAAAGGAUGAAGGAGUGGAUCAAGAAGAACACUGCAGGUAGUGACGUCAUGGACCUCUGGAAGGACAUUAAUUUUGACUAUUAAGCCACGACCCCCUUGUGAUUGUAAGAGAGUUUCGAAUUCCUCCACAUCCGAAGUCCCCUCCGGUUAAGAUUUUUCACAGUCUAACAUAGCGGUGGUGGUGGUGGUGGUGGUGGUGAUAGGGCUUGCCGUUGUCGGCCUCACGUAUGCUAACAUAGCGUAUCUGCCCGAGACCCUCUGUCCUUCCAAUAAAAACACUGCAAGAAGGUGGAA